UUACUUGAACGUUUUGCCUAUAAAUAGUAAUAUUAUGCGAUGUUUAUGAACAAAAAGGCAAUUAUAGACGUUUUUCCUAUAUAACAGUGGUAUUUCUGAAUUUACAUAUAUUCACACACUUGUCCUUGAUUUCAUCACAAUCAAAAGUCACAAGAUCGAGAUAUGGAAAUGAGUACUAAGAAGGGUUGUCCAAGCCAUGCACAACCAAUGCAACUGAAGCCACCAGGUGCACCAUUCAAAUGCAGUGGAUGUAAACAAAUGGGGUUAGGAUGCAGUUACCACUGCGAAAGCAGCAACUGCAGUUACACCCUCCAUGAAGAGUGUGCGAAAGCUGUUUCUCUAGCCUUCCAUUCCUUUUUCCCCAAGAGCGAUUUCGAGUUUCAUGAGAAAGCACCGGGGAACCGCACUAGGUAUUGUGAUGGCUGUGGAAAAGAUGUGCUGGGGUUUGUGUACCACUGCUCUACCACAGGAUAUGACCUACAUCCAUGCUGCUUGAAGCUGAAACAUAGCCUUUCUGAUGAAGAAGGGCGCGUGACGCUUGAACUGUGCCAGAAGGUUCCCUCCAAGUGUGGGAAGUGUAAGCAUAGGAAUGUUGUGGAGGGAGUUAAAGGGUGGUCUUAUGUGUCUUCUGGGGGGAAUUAUUGUUACCAUGUGUCGUGUGUGAAGGAACUGAUUUUUGAGAAUUGGAAGAGGGGUUAUUUCUCUCAAGAAACAAAUUCAACUGGGAUGCGUAGUGAUAGCGAGAACACUCAAAUUGCACUGAGAAGCAUGGCGAUGGUGCAAAGUGGAAGAAGGUCAAGAAGAAUCAAGAAGUACACUAAGAUUGCUGUGUUGGUGUUCAAGUUAGUAGUUUCAGCUAUUUUUGGAAAUCCUAUAUCUGCCAUUGCUGCCCUUGUGGAAGCCCUUGUUUCUGAUUGAUCAGGAUAUCCUACAUUUUUUUUUUGUUGGGCAGAACUUAGAUAUAGCUACUUAAUUAGUUAUUUAUAGUGUUAUUCUUCGAUCAAAAUUAGAAUUUUACCUCAAUAAUUUAAUUAUGCUGAUGUUUAGCAUAAUUUUUUUUAUUGAGUUGAAACUCCAGUUUUUAUUGUUAAACAUCACUAAAAGCACACCAGUUAAAAGUAGUUGUAUAUAGCUAGGUUUUGUCUUUUGUUUGUUGCUGUUUGCUUUUUUAAUAGUUACUGUAAGGUGUUGCUGUUUUUUUCUUUUUUUUUUUUUUGGUCACUUUUAAGUGUUGCAGUUUGACAUUAAUGGUACGACCGGAGUUGUUCAAUUAUGAACUUCUUCGAAAUUUAAUUGUAAA
Messenger RNA from Glycine soja, 1300 nucleotides. RefSeq lists its product as uncharacterized. Lineage: Eukaryota; Viridiplantae; Streptophyta; Magnoliopsida; Fabales; Fabaceae. The transcript is spliced from 2 exons. Bases 163 to 918 code for a protein of 251 amino acids. The record is from RefSeq and is a predicted model, not a curated record.